AUGGCGCAUGUAGCCGGGAGACAACCAUCUCCUAUCUCCAGCGGCAUGGCCGAGACAAAGGAUAUCGAACAGUAUACACCACCCGUUGAGUCAUCACCAGACGAAAAGAUCAACCAGAAGACACCGAGCCAUGUUCAUGCUUUCUGGUCCCGUCUCGCAUCAUGGGGCGUGGAACUGCGCGGUAUCGUUCCCGUCGAGCUCAAGGAUCGAACGGAUAGAAACGUACUGAGUUUAUUCGUCCUCUGGUUUACCAUCAGCUGCAACCUCCUACCAGUUAUUACCGGGAUGGUAGGGACGCUGAGUUUAAAACUGAGCUUGAGGGAUGCUUCGUUGGUGAUCAUCUUUUUCAACCUGCUCUGUACCAUCCCGCCCGCUUACUUGUCUGUCUUUGGGCCGAAGACAGGCAUGCGGCAAAUGAUACAGGCCCGCUAUAGCUAUGGGUUAUACCUAGUCAACAUCGUCGUGUUGCUGAACAUGUCUACCAUGUCCGGCUUCACCAUCAUAAACUGCGUGAUAGGCGGCCAGACCUUAUCGGCCGUGAACAGCGGUAGCUUAAACGUCAAUGUCGGCAUAGUCAUUGUCGCGCUGGUAGCGUUGUUCAUCUCCUUCUUCGGGUAUAGAGUGCUGUACCACUAUGAGAGAUGGGCUUGGAUACCGACCUUGAUAAGCCUGCUCGUAGCUACUGGGUGUGGCGGGAAGUAUCUUUCGAACCAACACACGCCACCACCGGCGACUGCCGUGCCAAUCUUAUCGUUUGGAGGACUCCUGGCUGGAUUCCUUAUUUCUUGGGCAGCGCUGAGUUCGGACUACUGCGCGUAUUUCCAUCCAAGCGUUUCAUCAAAACACGUCUUCGCAGCUGUAUACGCCGGUCUAUGUCUACCAAAUAUACCCCUCAUGAUCCUCGGUGCAGCAAUAGGCGGCGCAGUACCCAAUAUACCCAACUGGUCCACCGCAUACGAAACUGGCUCUGUAGGCGGAAUAUUCGCCGCAAUGCUCUCUUCUGCCGGCGGCUUCGGCAAAUUCAUCAUCGUCCUACUCACCUUCUCAACCCUAGGUAACAUCGCAGCAAGCAUAUACAGCAUAACACUCAACUUCCAGCUUCUACUUCCCGUCUUUGCACGUGUUCCCCGCGCCAUAUUCGCAAUCGUCUUCAUCGCAAUUGUCAUUCCGGUCUCGAUACGUGCGGCCGUAAGUUUCUUUGUCUCUCUGGAGAAUUUCGCUGCAGUCAUCUCUUAUUGGUCUGCGACUUUUGUUGCCAUCAUCGCCAUUGAGCAUGUUGUUUUUCGCAAGGGUGAUUAUAAUUCAUACGACCCGUCGGUGUGGAAUGAUGGGGCGGCCCUGCCCAGUGGUAUUUCGGCUAUAGCGGCUGGGGCGCUCUCGUUUGCCCUGGUGGUUCCGUGUAUGUUGCAAACUUGGUUUCAGGGACCGAUUGCUAAAGUGACAGGAGACAUCGGGUUUGAAGUUGCGAUGGUGUUAAGUGGUAUUUUGUACCUCCCUUUUCGAGCGCUGGAGAUCAGACUUAGAAAAAGGAUAUAG
Microsporum canis CBS 113480 is the source of this 1536-nucleotide messenger RNA. RefSeq names its product purine-cytosine permease FCY22. The coding region runs from base 1 to 1536 and encodes 511 amino acids. The record is from RefSeq and is a predicted model, not a curated record. Gene Ontology annotation, biological process: transmembrane transport. Gene Ontology annotation, cellular component: plasma membrane. Gene Ontology annotation, molecular function: transmembrane transporter activity. The transcript has 4 exons. Lineage: Eukaryota; Fungi; Ascomycota; Eurotiomycetes; Onygenales; Arthrodermataceae.